This is a messenger RNA of Malus domestica (apple), 3015 nucleotides long. NCBI's taxonomy places the organism in Eukaryota, Viridiplantae, Streptophyta, Magnoliopsida, Rosales, Rosaceae. The record is from RefSeq and is a predicted model, not a curated record.
AUAAAUAUUAACCGCAAGGGAUAAAAAAUUUAAUCCCACCAAAAAGCCCGAGACCACGGUAAGCUCUUCUGUUCUUCUCUUUUUCUUUUCAGAAAAAAAAGGAAGAACAAGAUCACAGUUUGUUGUGCUAAAAGUAGGAAAAUCCAAUCCGUGCCGGACUGUCCAAUCCAGUCGAAUCCCAUCCCAUCCAGCCGUUGAUUCGGAAUCCAAGUGAGAGAGACAGUGAGCUCAGAAACAACCAAUCAAAUCAUUAGAAAUAAUGAUUCAUGCCACAGAGGAAACACCGCGUUUCACUUGUUGAUGCGACGGCGACCGCGACGGCGUUUGGGAGUGCGAGUGCGAGUGGGACUUCGCAUUUGAUAUUGACACUGCAACAACAACCGGAGGAGGAGGAAGGGAAGAAGAAGGAGAAGGAUUAGUGUUAAUUGUGGUUGAUUGUGGUGGAUUUGGUGCUUAAUCGCGGCAAUGAAAUCGGAUUAGAAGGGGCUGGCGGAGCAAUGAAGGGCGGGGUUGCGGGUGGUAGCUAUUCCGGGAAGCGGCGAUGGAAGGGGUUGGUGAUUGGAGUGUUGGGUCUGGUUUUUCUUUCCAUGCUCGUUCCUCUUCUCUUCCUUCUCGGCCUUCACAAUGGCUUUCACCCUCCCGGAUAUGUACCAGAACAACGAAAUUCGCCUUCAAUUGGAGGAUAUGGUACAAAAAUCAUCAUAAAUGCUUCUAAUCUGUCAGUGGGGGGUGGUUCGAAGCAUGUAGAUGAUUUCGUGAAAAAUUUCACACCAACCCUUUCAAAGGAUAUACUAAAGAAUAUUUCACAUAAAGCUGAAAAUGAAACCAAAAAUAUCAGUGCCGUUCACAACAAUGAACAAGCCAGUGUGGUUCACAACAAUGAACAAACCAGUGUCGUUCACAGCAACGAACAAGCCAGUGUCAUCCACAACAAUGAACAAUCAAAAGUAACUGCAGGAGUUUCAGCUCCACCUCAUGAUGGUCCGCACUCACUUCCCAUUGAAAAUAACUCUAAAGCUGGUAACUCACCUCAAAUCAUUGAUUAUGCGAAAGGUGGUGUGGAUCAAAGUGGAAAAUCAUGCGAGUUGAAGUUUGGGAGCUACUGCCUUUGGCGUGAACAACAUAGAGAAGACAUGAAGGAUGCUAUGGUGAAGAGAUUGAAGGAUCAACUAUUUGUGGCUCGAGCAUAUUUUCCUAGUAUCGCGAAACUUCCAUCACAGGACAAGUUGUCUCGUGAGUUGAGACAAAACAUUCAGGAGGUGGAGCGUGUUCUUAGUGAAAGUACUACAGAUGUUGAUCUUCCCCCACAGAUUGAGAAGAAGCUACAGAGGUUGCAAGCUUCAAUAGCCAAAGCCAAAACAUUCCGCGUGGAUUGUAAUAAUGUUGACAAGAAACUGAGACAAAUAUAUGAUAUGACUGAGGAUGAAGCUAACUUCCACAUGAAACAAAGUGUCUUUCUCUACCAACUGGCUGUCCAGACUAUGCCAAAGAGCCACCAUUGCCUGUCAAUGAGACUGACUCUGGAAUAUUUCAGAUCUUCUCUUGACGAUACCGACUCCUCUCUGGCUGACAAAUACGUUAAUCGUGCAUAUCAGCACUAUGUCAUAUUCUCCACUAACGUACUUGCAUCCUCAGUUGUAAUCAACUCAACAGUAAUGCAUGCAAAAGUAUGUAGGGAAACUGGUUUUCACGUGCUCACGGAUCAAGAGAAUUACUUUGCAAUGAAACUCUGGUUUUUCAGAAAUACUUACAAGGAAGCCACGGUUGAGGUGUUAAACAUUGAGCAGCUUAAUCUAGACAACCGCAAACUAUAUCUUUCACUGCCUUUGGAGUUCCGUGUUUCCUAUAGCAUUGAUGCCCAAUCCAGAACGGAAUACUUAUCUACUUUUUCUCACUCGCACUAUCUUCUCCCUGAGAUAUUCCAGAAUUUGGAGAAAGUUGUGGUUCUGGAUGAUGAUGUUGUUGUCCAGCAGGACUUGUCUGCACUAUGGAGCCUCAACAUGGAAGGGAAAGUUAAUGCUGCUGUGCAGUUGUGCUCAGUGAAGUUAAGUCUCCUGAAGAGCGUUCUUGGCAAUAACAGUUUCGAUAAAAAUUCAUGCGCUUGGAUGUCUGGAUUGAAUGUGAUUGAUCUGGUUAAGUGGAGAAAGCUCGAUCUCACUGAAACUUACAAAAAGUUUGUAACGGAGGUGACAACGCAAGAGGGGGGAAAUGAAGCCGCUGCUCUGCAUGCAAGUUUGCUUACCUUUCGGGGCUUGAUUUAUCCUCUUGAUGGUUCAUGGGCUAUCUCUGGGUUAGGUCAUGACUAUAACAUAGAUGUUUAUCCGAUAAAGAAAGCCGCAGUGUUGCACUAUAACGGGAAGAUGAAACCUUGGUUUGAGUUAGGGAUCCCAAAAUACAAGGGUUACUGGAAGAUUUUUCUGAACCGAGAAGAUCAGUUCUUGAGCGACUGCAAUGUGAAUUCAUGAUGAGCUGAUUGUCUGUGUUCACUACCAGAGGUUAUAUGAAACACGGGGGCUCCAGAAGCACUAACCGAUGGAUGACUUAUUUUUUGGGUGCUGAGAAUUUUGUUAUCAAAGCUUCCAAGGCGAGGAAGUGACACCUGCCCCGAGUUUCACACACAUCAAGUUAAUUCUUUUGGUAAAUAAAGGACUCAUAAAAUUUUAUUUUUCUUUCUGGAAAUAGCAGAAGGACGAAGCUCCCGGUAUGGCAGCUGAAGCUUCUGAGGUUACCGCAGUAGGAGAACGAAAGGUGAUCCGACGGACAGUUCCGGUGGAAGUGAUUUGAAGGGGAAGUUGUAUGCUUAAGAAGAAAGCUGUGCAAAAGGAAAGGGUGGUAGCUAUUAUUUGUUUGUCCAAUGUGAUUCAAUUACCAUAUUGUAUUUUUAUUUAAUUUAAUUGUUUUCAAUUUUUUUUUUUUUUGGUGAUAUCAGGGGACUAAUUCCUGUAUAAAUUGUAUUUUGUUGUUCUCUGAACAAAUCAAUUUAAUCAUUAUCAAAAUUGUGUGUUGUCGUCUUCA